Molecule: messenger RNA, 2840 nt
Organism: Striga hermonthica
Lineage: Eukaryota; Viridiplantae; Streptophyta; Magnoliopsida; Lamiales; Orobanchaceae
Source: the annotation of a GenBank genome assembly
UCUUUCCGGAGACGUUGCUUACAUUGCCCCUAUUUACCCUUAUUUUCCUCGACUUUCUUAAACGUGUACUAUUUUGCUUCAAAACACGAUGGGGCGAUAAAUAUAUGUUAUCCACAUCAAGUAAUGGUGCCGUGUUCGAAAACAAGUCUUUCUGGAGACGUUGCUUACAUUUUUCGUACUUGCACCUAUUUACCCUUAUUUUUCUCGACUUUCUUAAAAGUGUACCGUUUUGCUUCAAAACACAAUGGGGCGAUAAAUAUAUGUUAUCCACAUCAAAUAAUGGUGCCGUGUUCGAAAACAAGUCUUUUCGGAGACGUUGCUUACAUUUUUCGAACUUGCCCCUAUUUACCCUUAUUUUUCUCGACUUUCUUAAACGUGUACCAUUUUGCUUCAAAACACGAUGGGGCAAUAAAUAUAUGUUAUCCACAUCAAAUAAUGGUGUCGUGUUCGAAAACAAGUCUUUUCGGAGACUUUCCAUUGCCCAGGAGGUGGACGCCAGCAUCAGGGGGGAGGCCAUCCAUGAUCGUCCUCAGCCAUUCGCUCCCGCCCAGUCAUCUACAGCUCCACCAACUCUACCCGCUGCCCAGCCGACGAAGGAGAAGAAGAGGAAGGGGAAGGGCGCACAGACCGACUGGAGGACCCGACAGAGGCAGCAGCAGGUUCCACAGUGCCCCACAUGCGGACGUUUUCACCGAGGCGAGUGUCGCUUCGGCCAGGAUAUAUGUUACUACUGUCACGAGCCCGGACACUUUGCUAACCGGUGUUCGAAGAAGGCACAGCAGCCCCAGCAGCCUCAGCAGCCACAGCAGCAGCAGCAGCCCCGUCAGCAGGCUCAGAGGCCACCACAGCAGCAGCAGCAGCAAAGGGACAGACAACAGGCCCGAGUAUACGCAGUCGAUCAGGUCGAGGCCGAACAGCAGCCAGGUACUAUGUCAGGGAUGAUCCUACUAAAUAAUAUUCCUGUUUUCGCUUUGUUCGAUACUGGAGUGACGCAUUCUUUCAUUUCACGACGAUGUCUUGAUGCCAUCGGAGUUCACGCUACCACCGCUAUCGAUCCUCUCGAGGUGAGUUUAGCCUCGGGACGAAAGAUAGUGACUUCAGCUAAAGCUUCAGAUCUCAGCCUUACCGUCGGUGGUCGUUCAUUGUCUGCCGACGCGUAUGUUCUUGAGAUGAGGGACUUCGACCUCAUUCUCGGGAUGGAUUGGCUAUCCUUUUAUCAUGCAGAUAUCAAAUGUCAUGACCGGGAGAUUACUCUCUAUCUUCCGGGAGACGAUUCGAUUACUUUCUUUGGCAGCAAGAAUCGUUCAUUACCCCAAGUCGUUUCAAUGGCGAAAGCUACCAAGUUAUUGCGACGAGGCAACUGCCAGGGUUAUCUGGUGAGCCUUGUCGAUGAUUCUCAGAAAGCACGAUCACCUCACGAUGUCCCAGUUGUUCGUGAGUUUGUGGUCGUGUUCCCAGACGAGCUUCCAAGAGGACCGCCUAACCGGCAGGUGGAGUUCUCUAUCGAUCUCAUUCCAGGAGCCGGCCCAGUAUCGAAAGCCCAAUACCGUAUGGCGCCUAAGGAGUUGCAGGAGCUUAAGGCGCAGAUUCGAGAGUUAUUACGACUUGGUUUCAUCCGACCAAGCGUGUCACCUUGGGGAGCACCCGUUCUCUUUGUCAAGAAGAAGGACGGAUCCAUGCGCAUGUGUAUCGACUACCAGGAUCUUAACCGGUUGACGAUCAAGAACAAGUAUCCGCUUCCCAGAAUCGACGACUUAUUUGAUCAGUUGAGGGGAGCCUGUGUGUUUUCAAAGAUUGAUUUACGAUCAGGCUACCACCAGCUAAAGAUUAAGGAGUCAGAUAUCGCUAAGACUGCUUUUAGGACUCGUUACGGCCAUUACGAGUUCGUUGUCAUGCCAUUCGGCCUCAGUAAUGCUCCAGCGGUUUUCAUGGACCUGAUGAACCGUAUUUUCCAUCCCUACCUCGAUCAGUUUGUUAUUGUCUUUAUUGACGAUAUUCUUAUUUACUCGAAGAGCCAGAAGGAGCACGAGGAGCAACUGAGGGUGGUUCUCGAAACCCUCAGACGAGAAAAGUUGUAUGCCAAAUUCUCCAAAUGCGAGUUCUGGCACCAGCGAGUAGCUUUUCUGGAUCAUGUGAUUACUCAGGAAGGUAUCGAGGUGGAUCCUUCUAAAGUUUCAGCUGUUCAGAACUGGUCGACACCAAAGAGUCUGUCCAAGGUUCGCAGUUUUCUCGGUCUAGCUGGCUAUUAUCGCAGGUUCAUCGGGGGAUUUUCUAAGAUUGCCCUCCCACUAUCCCAGCUGACGAGGAAGUCUGUGAGGUUCGAGUGGACUGAUCGUUGUGAGGCGAGCUUUCAGGAGCUCAAGCGGAGAUUAACUUCAGCCCCGGUGUUGACUAUUCCCGAUCCUUCUCGGAGUUUCACCAUUUUCAGUGAUGCUUCGAAGCAAGGACUGGGAUGUGUACUCAUGCAGGACGGCCAGGUCAUUGCCUACGCUUCACGUCAGCUCAAGCCGCACGAACAGAACUAUCUGACGCACGACUUGGAGUUAGCUGCCGUUGUACACGCCCUCAAGAUUUGGCGACAUUAUCUUUACGGCGGUCGUUGCGAGAUUUUCACAGAUCAUAAAAGCCUGCAGUACAUCUUCAUGCAGAAGGAGCUUAACAUGAGACAACACCGUUGGCUCGAGCUCGUCAAAGAUUACGAUUGCUCGAUUCAGUAUCAUUCGGGGAAGGCGAACGUCGUUGCCAAUGCCCUAAGCCGAAAGGUGAGGGGUGACUUGACGUACGUCGUUACUCAGCAGAGUCCGUUGAUUCAGGAGUUCGCCCGGAUGCAGCUUCAGGCG